GGAUAUUUAUGAUAUCGAUUCUUUAUUAAAUCUUUAUGGAUUCGGCUACGAAGUGCCAGCAGUCACUGUUGACUUCCUUUUACGCUGGUGACAUGGCGGCCGGUACUUUAUACACGUACCCUCAAAGCUUCAGGGCCAACAAGGUCCUCAUCGCCGCUCAAUAUAGCGGGGCAGAUGUGAAAGUAGACGGCAGUUUCAAGCUCGGUGAAACCAACACGUCUGCUGGUUUCCUGAAGAAGUUCCCAAACGGGAAGGUGCCGGCUUUUGAGGGAAAUGAUGGCUUCACUUUGACUGAAAGCAAUGCUAUUGCUUAUUAUGUCUCCAACUCUGCGCUUCAUGGAGAAGACAGAAAGAGUGCUUCCCUCGUCCAGCAAUGGAUUAACUUCAGUGACAAUGAGAUUCUUCCUGCUGCCUGCACCUGGGUGUUCCCUUGCUUGGGCAUCAUCCAGUACAACAAACAGGAUACAGACCGUGCAAAGGAUCAGAUUAAAAAAGUGCUGACCGUACUGAACAACCAUUUGCUGACCAGAACAUUUGUUGUUGGGGAGCGUGUGACACUGGCUGACAUUAGUCUCGUGUGCAAUUUGCAAAGUGUGUACGAACAGGUGCUAGACCCUGAAUUCCGCAAACCAUACCAGAAUGUUAACCGUUGGUUCACCACAGUGGUCAAUCAGCCACAAGUGAAGAAAGUGCUUGGCGAAGUGAAGCUGUGCACCAAAAUGGCUGUCUUUGAUGCCAAAAAAUACAAGGAACUGCACGGUGGAGGUGGAGAUGAAAAGAAGAAGGAAAAACUGCCUAAGCAACAGCAGCAACAACAGCCUAAGAAAGAGAAGCCAGCACCUAAGCCUGCCGCUGAAGAGGAGGAAGAGCCCAAACCGAAGGAGUCAAAGGAUCCUUUUGCAGCUCUACCAAAGGGGACCAUGAACUUGGAUGAGUUCAAGCGUACUUACUCCAACAACGACAUUGUGAAAGAAGCUGUUCCAUACUUCUGGCAGAACUUUGACAAGGAGAACUAUUCCCUGUGGUUCUGUGAAUACACUCAACCUCUCAAGGGCAAGAUGACCUUUAUGGUCUCUAACCUUGUUGAUGGUAUGUUCCAGAGGUUGGAAAAACUGCGCAAAAAUGCUUUUGGCAGCAUGAUGGUUUUGGGGCCAAAAAGUGACCUUGGCAUUGUUGGACUGUGGUUCUGGAGAUCACAAGAUUUGGCCUUCACUCUGUCUCCCGAUUGGCAAAUUGACUACGAGUCCUACUCAUGGAGAAAGCUUGACGCCAACAGUGAUGAGGCAAAAGAAUUGUUGACCAAGUUCUUCACUCAGGAAGGCGACUUCAAGGGACGGGAAAUUCUGGAUGGCAAGAUCUUCAAGUGAUUUGCCUGGCUUGUGCAAGAUAGUAUUUAAAACACCUUUUGUUGAGUACCUCUGUAAUUCAUUACAAGUCCAUGUGUCUAAUUGGGAUGAAGGAAAUUGUCAUGUGCCCCGCGAGCUUGGUAAGAAAGUUGGUCGUUUGCUCCCACCAUAGUACUGGACAGGUUAUGGGACCGAUGUCACCUGUAUCAUAUAGUUUAUUGGUUUUGUGAGCUGACCAGUACUGUGGUCCACUUUUCCCAGUGGAUGGGUUAUAAAUUGUCAGUCACCUAGCUGCACUGCUUGUGGAAUUAAUAAAAUGAAAAUGAUAAACUCA
Aplysia californica (California sea hare) is the source of this 1680-nucleotide messenger RNA. RefSeq names its product elongation factor 1-gamma. The record is from RefSeq and is a predicted model, not a curated record. Lineage: Eukaryota; Metazoa; Mollusca; Gastropoda; Aplysiida; Aplysiidae. Gene Ontology annotation, biological process: translational elongation. Gene Ontology annotation, molecular function: translation elongation factor activity. Gene Ontology annotation, cellular component: nucleus; cytoplasm. The coding region runs from base 36 to 1367 and encodes 443 amino acids. The transcript has 11 exons.